CUUGUGUUGUGUUACAGUCUGUGUGAUCUGUGGUUUCAUCCCGUUUUCCAGUCUUUCGGUGUUUUGUUUUAUUUUUUGCAAGAAUGAUUUUACUUUAUUGAACUAUUUCUCCAGGCAUUCGUAUGUGGAAUGUUACUAAGCGAUCACACAAUUCGAGAUUGAAAUAUUUUUUCUAUAUUCAUAAGUAAACAAAAUAUUGAGGUUAUUUAACUUUCAAGUUGCUUUAAUUUAUCAACAUGGUUCAGGCUACAGAUGAGAUGGAACAACCUGAUUUGCCACAAGCAGUAAAACUGCUCAAAGAAAUGAAUACAAAUAUUCAACAAGUUUCACAACUAGUGGAUAAUAUGUUGGUGCGUGUGAAAAGUGGAGAAAUUUCUACAGAUAAGGGUUUAAGUUUUCUAGAAAUGAAAUAUCAAAUGCUUCUGAGUUAUUUAAUAAAUUUAACUUACAUAGUGUUAAGAAAAUGUUCUGGUGAAAAAAUAGAGUCUGACCCUUCAAUAGACAGACUUGUUGAAAUCAGAACCGUGCUUGAAAAAAUUCGUCCAAUAGAUUCUAAACUCAAAUAUCAGAUAGAUAAACUUGUUAAAACCGCAGUAGUUGGUACAGCAGAAGAUGACCCGCAAUCAUAUCAUGCUAAUCCUGGUAACUUAGUAAGUAAAAUACAAAACAGUGGAGAAGAGAGUAGCAGUGAAUCUGACAGUAACGAUACGAAAGAUAAGACUAGCAAAUCAAACAUAUACGUACCCCCUAAACUAGCAGCUGUACAUUACGAUGACAGUAUAUCACGCAGUGAAAGUGAAAAGAAAAAUAAAGAGCGAGCGAAAAAACAAUUUCUUAAUUCUAGUGUAUUAAGGGAACUUCGUGAUGAGUAUUCAGAGGCACCGCUAGAAAUGAGCUCAGGAAAUCAUGUCAAACAUUCCAUAUCAAAAUAUGAGCAAGAAAAGACAGAGUAUGAAGAAAACUAUCUAACUCGCUUACCAGUCACAAAAGCUGAAAAAAAUCGAAGGAGAAAAUUAACAACAGUAGGUAUGCUUGCUGAUGAAGUAACAGGGACUCGUAGCGCUGCACGGAAACACAAGAUUAAAUCCAAAAAAGGUAAGGGGUUCAAAAGGAGACGUACACAUUGAUUGUAUUAAUUACUUUGGUUUGAUUUUACUUACAUGUUUUUAAAAUCAAGUGUAGUCACAUGAAAAUACAUUUUUAGAAGUGCCUCAUUUGUCUUUUUAAUGAAAGAAAUAAUUGUUAAAGCUUAUUUUUGCCUAAAUAAUAAAAAAAAUAUGAGCUACUUUUAUAAUAUUCAUAAGUAAUCCUCAUAGUUAUAAACUUAUCAAAAUUAGGGCACCCUUAUAAGCAUUAUGUUGAUUUUGGGAUGAUGUUAUUUUUGUAAUGAAAAUUAAAACUAAUUACAAAUGUCAAGACAAUAAAUCCAGAAUCAGUGCAUAGUUUUAGUUACUAUUAAAAAACUGUUACAUAUUAAUAGGCCUUUGAUGUUUACUUAAAAUAGGUAGAAACCUAUACUUUUGAUUAUAUUAUAAUGUUCUCACAUUUCACUGCAUGUUUCUCUAAUAAUAAUAAUUAAUUAUCAAUUACAAAAAUUAAUUAUCUAAAAAGUGUAGAAACAAAUUAUUAUAAUUAUUUUACCUAAUUUUGAUAAGAAUAUAAUAUUAUAAAUUAAUAUUACAGUAAAAAUAACUUCACAUUUUAUAUUAACUUAUAAUUAACUAUUUAAAAUAAGUUUUAUAUGUAAUUCAGACUGAUUUAUUUACCUGGGAGAAUUAAGGAAAAGAGAUUCUCCAUACUGUUCUACUUAAAUAAAACACAGUACCAUAACUUGGUAUAUGUAUUCUGUCAAAGGUACAUAUUUACUUGUGAUGCACAUUAUUUUUCAAAAUAUUGAUAUUUAAGGUCAUAAAUACACAUCAACUUGGAAAGAGACAGCCACAGUAUCACCUUUCCUAUACUAAAGCCAUUCUCAAUAUGCACUGUUUACCAACAAACAAAUUAGAAAUGAAGGUAGAAAACGCAUGUCAUUUCAUACCUUAUGGGCUUGAGUUGCAAAUGUGAAAAUCCCUUUGUGUUGUUAAAUAAGUACUUAUAUGUUAUGACCUUAAAAGUGCAGACUUCAUUACAAAAAUAUUUAAACAAAGCCAAAAGAUCUGUAAAUACAUUGUGACAAUCCACAUUAUUAUAAGUUACAAUGACAAAUUUUACUGAGCAGAUGUAAUUUUGAUUUUGCUACUUUUUAAAUACUUAGUUAAUCAUUAUACCAAAAACCUACAUAGGUUAUAAAAGGCUCUAUAAUUAUUACUGUAUUUUUUAAUAUACAUAUAAUAAAAAAUAUAAUUAAAUUUCACAAAGAAACAAGCGAAAAAGUAUCAUUUGAUUGGUGGAUUUUUAAUAGUCUUUAAUGUUGAAUAUUAUUUGUGAAGCUUAUAUUUAAUGUGGUUCUAUGAGUAGUGCAAACUGAUGAAAAUUUAAACCUCCCUAAGCUAUAAUGUAAAUGCUAAUAAUAAGUAAUACAUAUAAAAUAUAGAAAUAAAAUAAGAUAUGUUAUUAUAAUAAAGAAUAGAAACUUUUAGCAUACAGGGUACUCAGUUGGACUUUGCACAUGCACAGUAUAUUUGAGCUCCUAUUAAAAUUAAAUAUCACACAUAAGGGUCUCAUUUGUUACAAUAAAAAAUAUUUUAUCUAUUAUUAUUCAAGCUAAAAAUUUUAACAAUCAUUAAUUCUAAGUAAAAAAUAGAUAAAACACCUUUAUGGAACUUAUUUGCUGCUGAACUAGUAAUAACGUCCGGGGAGGUGCUACAUUACUUUUAUAUGACAAUGCCAUAAGUACCAUUAUAAUUUUAAUUUUAAAUAAAAAUUUCGUUUACUUAUGCUUAGGUUCAUCCUAUACUCAUAAGUCUGUUCAUAGUUUGAGUUUACUCCUUUAGAAUAGAUUUUCAUACAUAGCCCCCGGUAUGAAAAAAAUAUGGGCAGUAAAAUUCGAUGAACGAAUGACAGCGUUACGUUUGUGCGCAACCUAUUUCGCGCACCUUUCACCGUGCGCGCCCGCCAGCAGCGUGCACAUGCGUGCGGGCGCGCCCACACUUUGUAGAUUCAUGGUGAUACGUGAACGCUUUGCAUAUUUAAACUAUAGUAGGAGUCAAAUCGGGUAUUGGAUGUUAAGGAAAAUAAAAGAACAAGAAAAAUACUUAAUAAUAUGUAUUUUUUUUAUUAAUUGAAACUACAACAAUAGACGUGUACAUUAUUUUUCAUUAUUUGGCUAAAAUGGUUAAGUAACAAUUAAAUAAGUACUAAUAUUUUAAUUAUAUAUCAUUAUGCCCCAGUGUAUUAGGGUACCCAAUUCCGUUCAGUACGGAGUUCAAGGUUGUUUUGUGUUUUGUUACUUAAGCAAACAUUUCUUCUCGGAAAAGGAUCGUGACCGUAUUGGUCUAAGAUCCGGCAUUAGAUAUAUAUACCCUCAUCUGUUAUUAGUGCUAUGAAAUAAAUAAUGGAUAAUUUUCAGUGACACAUUGCAAAUAGGUUGCCUUGUUGAAUUGCGGCCAAAUACAUUUUUCUCAAAACUUAAUACAGUUAAAUUAACCAUAAAAAAGCUUUUAUUUGACAUAUUAGACGACUAAAUAACUGAUGAGGGUACCUAAACAACAUUACUUAACUUGUUUAUAUCUGGCAACUCCACAGUUGCAGUGUGAAAGCAGGUAACCAUUACUUUUUCAAAUCUUUUGGGUAUAUUCUAUUAAUUAACUAGUGUCCGAUUUUUUAAGUAACCAAUGGAAGGAGAUUAAAUAAAUUAAAAAAAAUAAUCAUUUACUUACUUGAUUUUGACAUUUUAAUUAUUUUAUUAUUAUUAUAUCGCUUUGCUGUCAACAGCGUCAACAUAAAAAAAGAUCUAGAAAACCUAGAAAAUUUAGUUUAUAGUUCGCCGAAUGCAGGUUGAAACAAAAUAGCUGGAAGAGAUGUGUUUGGGUACGACUUAAGCGCGCGGACAGGGGUCGAUGUUAUGAUUCCGCUUAGUGUGCGUUGCAACAAGGAGUUUCAUACAAAGAAUAGUGAACGGUUUGAGUUGAUACGGUGUCGAUCCUCUUCUGAGAAUUUCCGAUAUUAAUGCAUUUUUACUAUACUUGCACCAACGAUAUUUGGUCGCGAGCCGUUUUUAAAAUACUGGUAUAUUUAUUAAUAAACACAUGUUUUAUUUAAUUAAGUAGGUACUUUAAUUUAAGGAUAAAUGUUUGUAUUAGAUUUAUAUACUUAUUUUACAUGAAGGAUAUUUUUUUUGUUUAUUUUUAAUAUCUCGUAAAUAAGUUAAUCUAAGUUGUUUAUUCUAAACAUUAACUACUUUUAUUUUUAACUCUCGACGUACGAAAGAGUGGUGUUAUAAUUUAGAUGUGUGUUUGUAUGGCGGAUGUCUUCGGUUCUAGCGAAAUUAGUAUGUCAUUUUAGCUUGCUAAUAACCAACGAAAUAUGAAAGAUGGCCAAAAUUGUCCAGUACAAAGUUACCAGUAAUUAUUAGAUAAAUACUAAAAAGCAGUUUAUAGGAAACAUUAGAAAAUUACAUUUUAUAUGAGACGUACCUAUAUAGCAUUUCAUUCUUGCUAAAAUUAGUUUCAAAGACAGCUUUUUAAUAUUUAUGUAAUAUAUGAAAUUGCUAUAAGUAUCUAGUUUUAUCUGUAAAGUCUACUUUAGUAUCAAGAACCAUAGGUAUCUAGGUACCUAAUUCUUCAACUGUUUUAUUAUUUUAUUAUCAUUUUAAAGUUAACGUUUUAUUAGUUUCAAAAUGGCCAACAAUACACACAAUGUAUUUUAUUCCAAUUCGUUUCUGAUAUGGUUGUUUCAUGCCCAUUGUUUAGGUUUCAUGUUUUAUUUUUUCAUUUGUUGAUUUCUUUGGUAAGGAAGCGAUUAUACCUAUACCUACAUAGAGUCUGUCAAUAUUAAGUUACUUAAAUAGACUUUGUUCUUUUUUUACUUUGAAGUUGUUUUGUUUAAGUUUUCGUAUAUUAGGAACGUAUUGUAUUAUGAUUUUGAUAUUAUUAAGCAUCCAAUAAAAAAAAUUAUCAAAAUAAAAA
Molecule: messenger RNA, 5066 nt
Organism: Bicyclus anynana (squinting bush brown)
Lineage: Eukaryota; Metazoa; Arthropoda; Insecta; Lepidoptera; Nymphalidae
Product: neuroguidin
Exons: 2
Coding region: 237-1127 (296 amino acids)
Biological process (GO): maturation of SSU-rRNA from tricistronic rRNA transcript (SSU-rRNA, 5.8S rRNA, LSU-rRNA)
Cellular component (GO): nucleolus; small-subunit processome
Source: RefSeq, a predicted model, not a curated record